Molecule: messenger RNA, 10928 nt
Organism: Dreissena polymorpha
Lineage: Eukaryota; Metazoa; Mollusca; Bivalvia; Myida; Dreissenidae
Exons: 12
Coding region: 168-4619 (1483 amino acids)
Molecular function (GO): protein binding
Source: RefSeq, a predicted model, not a curated record
GGUAAUUAGAACAAUAUAUUGAGAGAGGAGCCAUCCCAACCCUAUAUUUUUUGUCGUAGUUUAUGACUGGAUGCCACCGAUGUGUUCAAUAUUUGGUAUUCUUUUUUGUCAUACGUAACGUAAUUUAGAACUUGUCUGUUAGCAGCGCUGAGCAAUGAAUAAGAGGCAUGGAUGUACAAGACGAAUUGUUCUUGCGUAUGAAACACGGCAGGAAGGAAUGUAUACGCCUGAAUAGCGUGGUGCGUAGAAUGAGCACGCUUCGUGCUCUAAUGCAAUACCACAAGGACCUGGCUCGCAAAGAGGUUGAUGGCUUUGUAAACAGGAUGUUGGACGCAUUGAAGCAAUUCAAAGCUGAAGCCCACCUAGAGGUUGAGGAGUGCUACAGGAGCAGGGUUUGUGAGCUGGAGCUGCUGCAGGCAGAGAUGGAGCGGGACAUGGAGCUGCUCACUGACCUGUGUGACCAGGCAGACCGCCUUCUCAACCCACACGUGGACAUGCUCUCCUGCCAGCCUACCAUUCACAGGCUCUUGGAUGGCUUUGGUACACUAUGCAGAAAGCAUCUGGAGGUGAAUUUGGAUCAAUGUCUGGCCCUUAGCUUCCAGCCAGCUUUCAACCCCGAGGACAUAAACUCCAGAAUGUUUGGCAGUGUUGUCAGGGAAGAUGUCGUCUUGAAAAGUGACAUCAAAGGGAGCAAAAACUGUAUGGAUAUUGGAACCCAGACCAAGGACAUAGUAACCAGGGCUGCCCCGUCCAGUCAAACACUGGACACCACAAGGAGCUGUUGCAGUGGACAGACUGUGUCCCAGUACACCGCUGAGACAUUGGCUGUACUUUCCCCUCCAUACAGUUGCCAUGAAGUUGGUCGAGGCGAAUCAGAACAAAGAAGAAGAGCCAGUUCACCAACCCUGGGGUACACAGCAUUUAACCAGGCAGGAUCUAUUGUUCCUGAGCUGCCAUCUCCUGAAAAUCUCUACCUUUCCUCCAAUGUGCCAAUUUUCAUGCAGCAAAGCAGGAAAGAUUAUCAGCAGUAUAAGAGUGUGCUGCCCUCAUGUGAUAAUCAGCUGUUUGUGUGUCCAGUGUCUACACAGCCUAUGCCAGAGGUCUCUGCCAAAGAAUCCACUCAUUGCCAGUCUUACUUGCAAGGCAGUGAAAGUGACAAGGACAGAGUGAUAAGGAUGCCACCUGGUUUUGAAAAUCAUCUCAAUUAUGUUGCCUUGCCAAUUGAAGCAAAUAAAGUUGUGGUUGCAAAUAUUGAUAUAGAUGGCCAAUCACUAGAUAGAAAGAAGUUAGAACACGUUAAUUAUCACAUUGAUGAAAACAUUCCUAAUGUUUGUGAAAUCAAUGUGCGAGACAUUCCAUUGCCUAUUGGGCCCCCAAGACUGGAGAGUAUACAUGAGAUCGAUGAAGAGAAUAUACUAGAACUAGAUGACAAUAAGACUGCAGCUGAGAAGAUGGAAGUUGUGAAAGAAAAGUUGAAUGUAGUGUGUGGUAAAGAUAAAGAUGUGCAAAGUAAAUUAGACAGAAUAUUGUCAAGAGCUAGAAAAGUAUUAACUGAUUCUGAAACCGCCAGCAAGUUAAGUGGUGAUGGAUCAGAUUUAUUUUGCAGCAGAGGGGAGGAAGCAAUUGACAUGGUUUCUGGUGAGCCGAAAGAUGACAUUGCAGAGGAUGACACUACAGGCAAGAAUAUGAAGGAUAAUUAUGAAGGUGAAGUCAGGACUGACAUUGCUGAUGUGAGAGUAGGUGGUCCAACUGUAGAGGGCUUAAACGACAGAUGUAAAGAGCAUGUGCUUCAAGUAAAAACAAAGUACUUUCAGAAAGGAGGAGUAGGAGAUGAGGGCACUGAUGAUUUGAAGCCUCCAAGACUUCCCAUGUUUUCAGUCUUAGUCAAUGUGUCAGAGCCACAGAGUGACAUGACAGGCAGAGUCCAGGACACGGAUCUGAAACCACUCAGACGGCCGCUGCCUAUUACUGACAAACUGUUGAAACAGAACAUUCUAAAAAAAGACAGAUGUGAUAACUUUGGUUUAAAUACAAGACUAAAUGACCUUGAUAAAGCAAAAUGUGAUAUUAACAGUAAUUAUGUUAUGAAUCUCAAUUGCUCAAUCCCACAAGGGACAGAAGAGGAGUUUACAGAGAGCAUUGUUAAAACAGGGAUACUUGUAGCAAUUUUUGAUGAUGCAAACAUCACAGCAGAUAUCUUGAAACAGUGCUCUGAUACAGGUCAAACUCUGCCUGAAGCUGUCAAAAAGUGUAAAGAGAACAUGUCAACAGAUAGAAAUUGGAAUGCUUUAAUGGCUCAAACCAGUUGGUGUAAAGGCUACUUGAAGAAACGGUUAUCAGAGAACGGAGAACUGAUAACAGGAGACUGGGAUGUAGAUGACAAGCAAGGCACCUGUGACAAGCAAGGCAGCGGUGACGAGCAAGGCAGCGGUGACAAGCAAGGCUUUGGUGACAAGAAAGGCAGUGGUGUCAAACAUAGCUGGGGUGACAAGCAAGGCAGCAGUGACAAGCAAGGCUGGAGAAACAAGAAAGGCUUGGGAAACAAGCAGGGCAGCGAUGACAAGAAAGGCAGUGGUGACAAGCACGGCUGGGGUGACGAGAAAGGCUGGGGCGACAAGCAAGUCCCGGUUGACAAGCAAGGCUGCAGGGACAAGCAAGGCAGCAACAAAAAGCAAGGCUGGGCUGACAAGCAAUGCAGGGGUGACAAGCAAUUCAGCAGUGACAAGCAAGGCUGGGAUGACGAGCAAGACAGGGGUGACAAGCAAAGCUGGUGUGACAUGCAAGGCUGGGGUGAUAAGGCGGGCAGUGUCUACAAUGAAGGCAGGGGUGACAAGCAAGGCUGCAGUGACAAGCAAGGCAGCGGUGGCAAGCAAGGCAGCGGUGACGAGCAAGGCUGGGAGUACAAGCAAUGCAGCAGUGACAAGCAAGGCUGGGAUGAAAAGCUAGGCAGCGGUGACAAGCAUGGCUGGGGUAACAAGCAAGGCAGCAGUGACAAGCAAGGCAGCGGUGGCAAGCAAGGCAGCGGUUACGAGCAAGGCUGGGAUGACAAGCAAUGCAGCGGUGACAAGCAAGGCUGGGAUGACAAGCCAGGCAGCGAUGACAAGCAAUGCUGGGGUGACAAGCAAGGCUGGUUUGACAAGCAAGGCUGGGGUGACAAGCAUGGAAGCAAUGACAAUCAAGGCAGCGGUGACAAUCAAGGCAGCGGUGACAAUCAAAGCAGCAGUGACAAGGUAAAUGGAGAUAUAUUGUUAGGCGAAACAGAACAACUCUGCCGCAAUGAAUCAGUUCUGGAGACGAGCUCAUCAGCACAGCAAGUUUUAGGAGAUCAGUCUGGUGAUGGGGAUGAAUUGAAAACACUUCCAUUAAAGCACAUUCCAGUCAUGAUUACGGAGAGAGGCACUGUUGCAACAGCGACUGUGCAGUCUAAGCUGGACUAUCGCAAAAAUCCAACCUCUGCAAGAACUUCAGAGGGUUGGGCGGAUGAACUCAAAACUGACAAUCCCUCAGCUAAAUCAAGCCCAUUUCCUAUCAGCAUAAUUAUAAAUAAGAAAGUUGAAGCUCCAUGUAAACGUGGUGGUUCUCUGACAAAAUCAGACAUGGUUUCUAAAGGCAUAAAAGCUGAAAACUGGCAUGUGAAGAAGAAACCUACGGUCAAAGAAAGUGGCAGGACCAUGUCUAGCAUAGUAAAAGAUGUUAUAGAUCAUAACCUGAGUCGUGACCGGACUGUUGUACGCAGUAGUAUAGGAGCCCUACAGCAACACUGGAACAAGAUGGGUAACAGUCCCAGCUCAAGUCCAGUGGUGAAAGGCAAGCUGCUAUUCAAAUGCUUGAGUGGCAUGCAUUACCCGAUCGGUUUGUGCUCCAACAGUGAGGGAAAGAUAAUCGUUGCUGACACUGGUAACCACUGCCUGCUCAUGUUCACUGGAGGCGGGACUGCUGAUAUGCAGUUUGGAAAAGUGCUGUGUCCUGGAAUGAGGCGGCCCUCGGCGGUGGUUGUUAAUGACAACGAUGAAAUCUUUGUUAAAGAUGAUGUGUGUAUACGCAUCUUCUCUGCUAAUGGAGUAUUUCAAAGGAACAUCGCUGAAGACUUGUUGAAGAAACCUUUUGGCUUAGCCCUAGCUGAUAAUGGUCGUCUGAUAGUCCUUGAGACAUCUCCAAAGAAUCCAAGCCUGGUUCACAUCUCACAGGACGGCAAGUGUGUGUGGCGCUUCACCUUCCAGCCCCUGGCGCAUCAGAGCAGGGCACAUGUCAACUCCAAGUGCAGGUUCAUGGCACUCGCAGAAAACAGCAUCAUCAUCAGUGACCUGGGUGCAAGUAUAAUCUACAUCACCACACUGGAGGGUCAGUUGUUGAAGACGCUAGGUCGCUACGGUCAUGGACCCAUGGAGUUCUUUGAGCCGUCAGGUAUCACGGUUGACAAGUUUGGCAACAUCCUCAUAGGAGACAGCAAAAACAACAGAAUUCAGAUGUACCGUCAUGAUGGGACCUACAUGGGUAUCGUUGCCUUGGACGCGGCCAUUUGUCGACCCUCUGGCAUCCACCUGACAGGAGACAGCAGACUGCUGGUGGUCAACUUCCUACAGCACCAGGUGUUGGCCUUCCAGUUAGAAAGCUGCUGAAAUAUCUGCACCAGGUGUUGGCCUUCCAGUUAGAAAUCUGCUGAAAUACCUGCACCAGGUGUUGGUCUUCCAGCUAGAGAGCUGCUGAAAUACCUGCACCAGGUGUUGGUCUUCCAGUUAAAAAGCUGCUGAUAAUACCUGCACCAGGUGUUGGCUUUCCAGUUAGAAAGCUGCUGAAAUACCUGCACCAGGUGUUGGUCUUCCAGUGAGAAAGCUGCUGAAAUACCUGCACCAGGUGUUGGUCUUCCAGUUAGAAAGCUGCUGAAAUACCUGCACCAGGUGUUGGCCUUCCAGUUAGAGAGCUGCUGAAAUACCUGCACCAGGUGUUGGCCUUCCAACUAGAGAGCUGCUGUUAUAUUGUAAGACAAACAAAUGCUGGUGUUUGACAAAAUCUUGUUUUACUUUUUAUGCCCCCCUUCGAAGAAGAGGGGGUAUAAUAUUUUGCUCAUGUCGGUAUGUCGGUCGGUCCUUCGGUCCGUCCACCAGAUGGUUUCCGGAUGAUUACUCAAGAAUGCUUAGGCCUAGGAUCAUGAAACUUCAUAGGUACAUAGAUCAUGACUGGUAGAUGACCCCUAUUGAUUUUUCAGGUCACUAGGUCAAAGGUCAAGGUCACAGUGAUUUGAAAUAAUAAAAUGGUUUCCGGAUGAUAACUCAAGAACGCUAAGGCCUAGAAACAUGAAACUUCAUAGGUACAUUGAUCAUGAUUGGCAGAUGACCACUAUUGAUUUUCAGGUCACUAGGUCAAAUGUCAAGGUCACAGUGACUCGAAACAGGAAAAUGGUUUCCGGAUGAUAACUCAAGAAUGUACGCGUAGGAUCUUGAAACUUCAUAGAAACAUUGAUCAUGACUCGCAGAUGACUCCUAUUGAUUUUCAGGUCACUUGGUCAAAGGUCAAGGUCACGGUGACUCGACACAGGAAAAUGGUUUCCGGAUGAUAACUCAAGAACGCUUACACCUAGGAUCAUGAAACUUCAUAGGUACAUUGAUCAUGACUCGCAGAUGACCCCUAUAGAUUUUCAGAUCACUAGGUCAUAGGUCACGGUGACACGACACAGUAAAAUUGUUUCCGGAUGAUAACUCAAGAAAGCUUACGCUUAGGAUCAUCAAACUUCAUAGGUACAUUAAUUAUGACUGGCAUAUGACCCCUAUUGAUUUUCAGGUCACUAGGUCAAAGGUCAAGAUCACAGUGACUCCAAAUAGUAAAACGGUUUCCGGAUGAUACUCAAGAAUGCUUACACCUAAGAUCAUGAAACUUCAUAGGUUCAUUGAUCAUGACGGGCAGAUGACCCCUAUUAAUUUUCAGGUCACUAGGUCAAAAGUCAAGGUUACAGUGACUCGAAACAGUAAAAUGGUUUCCUGAUGAUAACUCAAGAAUAAUUAGGCCUAGGAUCAUGAAACUUCAUAGGUAAAUUGAUCAUGACUGGCAGGUGACCCCUAUUGAUUUUCAGGUUACUAGGUCAAAGGUCAAGGUCACAGUGACAAAAACAUAUUCACACAAUGGUUGCCACUACAACUGACAGCCCAUAUGGGUGGCAUGCAUGUUUUACAAACAGCCCUUGUUUCAUUUAAGUUUAUUUUUUUGUUGAAAACUUAAUACUGCAACAAUUAGCUUAAGUUAGGCUCUUCAUUUAAAUAAGUCGUUCAUAUUCAGUGUUGUGUAAAUUGAGAUCAUGAAAGUUGUUUUACAUUGACAAGCUAAAUUUGGUGUUGUAUUAUCAGCAGUAUCCUUACUUUCUAGAGAUAAAUAUUUAUCAGUAUUACUAAGAUAAUCCCCUCUGCAAACGGGGUUGGGGGUUUGGGAGGCAUAAGAAUAUCCUUUGACUGUCCAUACCUCUCUUAGCUUAUCUGCCUAUUAGCCUUUUUAUGAAAAUUGUGAUGAUGUGCUCUUGACAUGAGUCAUUCACCCUGGGUCAAUAUCAGAAUUCAAGAUCAAAAGUUUGCUCCGCUUUUUUCUGCCUGGUUAAUACCCUUCACUCAUUGAAGAAUUGUCAUGAAAACCUGCUUAAAUGUUUAGGUCUUUAAGACAUGCAGAAGGCAUGAGUCAGUCAUGCCCAUUCAAAGUCAAUGUUGAAUGUCAAAGUCAUAUACCUUAGCCUCCAUUUUUGUAUCUGCUUAAUAUCUUUGUACAAUUUAAGGGAUGUUAAUGGAACUUUGCCACAACAAUUAAGGUUAUUGAGAGGAUGUGCAGAAGACAUAAAUACAUCGUUGAGGUUCAAGGUCAUGCAUCUUGCUUACGUGCAUCAAAAAACUUGGUCACUAAGUUGAUUCGAAGAAUAACUGUGUUACCACUCUAUAGGCCUCAUUUAUGACUCAAUGAAACUUGGCCAGAAUUUGUAUUUGACAAUAUAUAGGACAAUUUUGAAUCUGAUUUUUUUUUCAAAUCUUAAAAGCUUGUUACAAAUAGGGGGAACAUUAAUGUCUUGUUCUUAUUGAGAGUUAAUUUGAGUGUUUAUGUCCCCCACCACUAUAGUGGGGGACAUAUUGUUUUUGCCCUGUUCGUUUGUUUGUUUGUUUGCCCCAACUUUAACAUUUUGCCAUAACUUUUGCAAUAUUGAAGAUAGCAACUUUAUAUUGAGCAUGCAUGUGUAUCUCAUGGAGCUGCACAGUUUGAGUGGUGAAAUGUCAAGGUCAUCCUUCAAGGUCAAAGGUCAUUAAAACAAAUCCAAGGGAAGUAAUAAGCUUUAAUGGGAGAUAAUUAUUUGAACCUGCCAAAUGAUAAAAAAAAAUUCAAAGCGGCGCAGUAGGGGACACAGUGUUUCUGACAAACACAUUUCUUGUUUUAAACUAGAUAUAGACUAAGUUUGAAUCUGGGUCAUCUGCGCCCAAAAACUAAGUUACCAGGUCAAAUGUUAGAAAAACGUAACCACUCUAGAGACCAUAUUUAUAACCACUCCAGAGACCAUAUUUAUGACUCGAUCUUGAUAAAAGUUUUUCAGAAUGUUUAUCUUAAGAUAGAGCCACUGUAAUGGGCAUCUUUUCAAAUAUAAUCGAAUGUAUUAUUUUCUUCAUCAGCAUCAUUUCACUGAACUACAUACAAAUUUUAAGGUAGGCUUGCUUAAAAAAAAAUAUACCGAUUUUUUCAAAACCACCCCCACGCUCGGCUUUUGUCCAGUUUAUUUGCACUGCUAGGGUAUAUGAAAGUUCCAUAAUUCAUCCAGAUUUCCAAAUAUGGACAUGCAGUUGGUGUGUACCGAUGCAGUAAAGGUGUUUUAAAGUUUAAACAAGAUGAAAUAAGUAUUCUUUUACAGACAUUUAUUUUCUAUAACUUAUAAUCUAUUGAAGAGCAUCAUGAAAUGUAAGUAGUUUCAGCCAAGUAGAAAUGGGGUUGGUUAAAAAUGAAGUGUCAUACAAUUCAAAAUAGUAUCAUUUAAGUAAUAUUUUGAAUUUAUUUAUAUGAUUUAUAUUAAAUCAAAUUACGUUUGAAAAGAAAUAAAACGUUUUGCAAAUAGUAUGAAUUGUUGGCAGGAUUCGAAUCUGCGCGGGAAGAUCCCAAAAUAGUUCUAAUCUAUCGCCUUAACCUCUCGGCCACGAUAACUUCACAUAAGUACCUGCUUAAAUAAGAUAUCCAUAAGUAAACAUGUAAAAAGGCUCUUCGAUCUUCGAAAAAAUCGAGGGAAAUCAUUACAGUUGCUCUACCUUAAAUAGAGAUUGAAUCUGGAUCAUAUUUGUCCAAAAACUUGCUAACAACGUUGAAUACAAACUUGUAAGCAUUUUUAAACACGUUUUGACUCAAUUCGGAUGAAAAUUGGUGAAAAUGUUUAUUCAGACAAUAUCAAGACAGAGUUCAAAUCUUUCAUGUGCGUCCGAAAUCUAUCUCACUUGGUCAAAUAUUAGAAAACCUUGUAACCACUUUAUACCACACAUUUAUGACUAAAUCCUAAUUAAACUUGAUGAGAAAGUUUUUCUAGACUAAAAUGAGAAUCUGUGUCAUGAGUGUCUAAAAACUGAGGUAUCCAAAUACAUUUUCAAAAUGUUAUAUGCGAUUUUUAUGACUUUUCUUGGCUUAGUUCGAAUCUGGGGCAUGUGCAUAAAAAACAAGGCAUCUAGAUUAAAUCUAUGAAAAACCUUGUUACCACUCCAGAGGAUAUAUUUAUGACUCAAUCUUUAUGAAACUUUGUCAGAAUGUUUGUCUGGACAAUAUUUUAGCAGAUGUUAUAAUAUUGGUCAUGUGUAUCCAAAACUUGGUUCCCAUGUCAAAAGGUUAGAAAACUUUACAAUAUGGAUGCCAUAUUUAUGAUUCGAUCUUCAUAAAACUUAGUCAGAAUGAUCAAAUUUGAAAUACCUAUGAAUCUAGAUCCGUGCAUAAAAAAUCAGAUGAACAGGUCAAAAGUUAGAAAAACUUUAUUACUUAUUUAGAGGCCACAUUUAUGACGCAGUCUUUAUGAAACUUAAUUAGAAUAUAUUUGUUGACAAUUCUUAUGCAAAAAAGGAUUUAUAUAUUUUUUCAUUAUAUAAUUUCCAAUUUAGCAAAGACCAUGGUUUUCUUUGAAUUGAUUUCUAGCAAGUAGUUUGAAAUGUAUAUUUGCAAAUUUGUCAUUUUAUAUUUAAUGCAUUAACUAAAUAGCAUAAUGUAACGUACUAGACAUAAUUUGUUGCGCAUUGAUGUUCAAUUACUGUUGACAUUCAAAACCUGCCUGAAAUCGUGUUGUUUUAUUUGUUCACAGCACCCGUGAAUGUACUUGGUGUUUGGAAAACAGAUAGUUGCUUUUCAUAAAAAUAACUUUUGUUUGUUUUUUAGAUGCAUUUCUUUGUUGUGUUUCUAAUGAGCAAGUUAUGCUUCAUUGUUGUUUGUUAAAUGGAAAGAUUUAAUUCAUUGCAUUCUAAAAUUCAUCUUUUCACCUAUGCUUUGCCUCUUGUGAGUUUUGAAAUUAGUUCUCAUCUUAGUUUUGAAAGACAAUUUUGUCUGACAAGGUUUGUCACUGCCAGACAAGUCAUGAUAAAUCAUGGUGUAUAUAUCUGAUAGGUCUAACAUAAUUUCUAACAUCUUUUGGUUUCAGUUAUCUUUUGGCGAUUGCCUUUUGUCGGUCAUGUGGCGUGCGUCAUCAACAUUUGCUUUGUUAACACACUAGAGGCCACAUUUAUUUUCCAUUCCUCAUGAAACUUGGUCAGAAGGGUUUGUCUUAAUGAUAUUUUGGACGAGUUCGUAAUGGGUUCCGGUUGGUUGAAAAACAUUGCCGCCAGGGGGCGGGGCAUUUUCCCUUAGAUGGCUAUAGUAAAACCUUGUUAACCCUCUAAGAGGCCACAUGUAUUGUCGGAUCUUCAUGAAACUUGCUAAGAACAUUUGCCCUAAUGCUCUCUUGGAUUUGUUCGAAAAUGGUUCCAUUUGGUUAAAAAACAUGGCCGCCGGAGGCGAGGCAUUUUUCCUUAUAUGGCUAUAGAUAAACCUUGUUAACACUCUUGAGGCCACAUUUAUUGGUCCAUCUUCAUGAAACUUGCUAAAAACGUUUGCCCUAAUGCUAUCUUGGAUUUGUUUGAAAAUUCGGUUUGGUUAAAAAACAUGGCAGCCAGAGGCGGGGCAUUUUUCCUUAUAUGGCUAUAGUAAAACCUUGCACACACUCCAGAGGCCACAUUUAUUGGUCCAUCUUCAUGAAACGUUAUCAGAAUAUUUGUCUCAAUGAUACCUUGGAUGAGUUUUAAAAAGGUGCCGGUUGGUUGAAAAACAUUUCAGCCAGGGAGAGGGGCAUUUUUCUUUAUAUUGCUAUUGUUAAACCUUGUUAACACUCUAGGCAUCGCAUUUAUUGUCCAAUCUUCAUUAAACUUGGUCAGAACAUUUAUUCUAAUGAUAGCUUGGACUAGUUCAAAACUGGUUCUUGUUUGUAUAAAAACAUGGCCUCUAGGGGUGGAGCAUUUUUCCUAAGAUGGUUAUAGUAAAACCUUGUUAACACUCUUAAAGUCAUUAUUAUGAUCCAGUCUUAAUUGAACUUGGUCAAAACAUUUUAGUAAUGAGAUCUUGGAUUGGUCUGUUGAAAAACAUGGCCGUAAUUGUGUGGGGCAUUUUUCCCCUCUGAAAGUCACAAUCAUAGUUCAAUUUUCAAGAACCUUGGACAGAACAUUUCUUCUAAUGAUAUCUUGGGCUUCAAUAUGGUCUACAUACCUUUGUUGAAAAUACUAGUUUAAUGUUUAUCAGUUGUUGUUAAAUCCAAUUCCAUAAUAUGUAUGAUUGUUGAUGCGCAGUUGUCCUUUUCGUUUGAUCUAACAAACGCGAAAAGUUGCGUAAACAUGUAGUUAACUGCCAUUUGGUUGAUCUCGUUCAGAUGUUUUUCUUCUUUUGUUUAUUAUGUUAUUAAAAAUAAAUUCGGAAAAGUUUAA